AUCGAUUGAAUCAUUGAUUCAUUUGAAAAGAUGGGGCAUCAACAUGAUUAUGGCAAGAACGAUAUUGAAUCGGGAAGCAAUCAGCUUUACCCGAUGAUGCUCGAGAGCCCUGAGCUCCGAUGGGCGUUUAUUCGUAAGAUAUAUGCAAUCAUCUCAUUCCAACUCCUCCUCACCGCUGCCGUCGCCGCCGUCGUGGUCUUUUACAGGCCGAUUUCUGUUUUCUUUGUUACCACAAACACUGGUUUCAUCCUGUACAUCGUCAUUCUGUUUAUACCCUUCAUCACCUUGUGCCCUUUGCAAUAUUAUCAUCAGAAGCAUCCGGUGAACUUUAUUCUUCUGGGUAUAUUCACAACUAGCAUGGCCUUUCUUAUUGGAUUGUCAUGUGCUUUCACUAAAGGAAAGAUUAUCCUGGAAGCAGCAAUCUUAACAGGGGUGGUUGUUGGAAGUUUAACAUUAUACACUUUCUGGGCUGCUAAAAGAGGCCAUGAUUUCAGUUUUCUUGGACCAUUCUUAUUUGCAUCCCUCCUUGUUCUUAUGGUCUUCUCUUUUAUCCAGAUUUUCUUCCCCUUGGGUAAACUUUCAGUAAUGAUCUACGGUGGUCUGGCUGCGAUUGUGUUUUCGGGGUUUAUUGUAUACGAUACAGACAAUCUGAUAAAGAGAUUUUCCUAUGAUGAAUACAUAUGGGCUGCUGUGACUCUGUAUUUGGAUAUCAUCAAUCUCUUCAUGGCAUUACUAACCCUUUUCAGGGCUGCGGAUGGGUAGGAAUUAUUUGAAUUUGAUCUCUCUAUAGACUUUAUACAUACUGCAAAAUAUAAGUGUAAUAAUAUUGGAAAUUGUUUGUAAUAAUUGAUUGUCUACAUCAUGAAAACAGAUAAAAGAUUACAAUAAUUAAUAGUUGGUUGAUUCAUUUCAUGAUU
Molecule: messenger RNA, 917 nt
Organism: Impatiens glandulifera
Lineage: Eukaryota; Viridiplantae; Streptophyta; Magnoliopsida; Ericales; Balsaminaceae
Product: protein LIFEGUARD 2-like
Exons: 4
Coding region: 31-762 (243 amino acids)
Cellular component (GO): membrane
Source: RefSeq, a predicted model, not a curated record